Messenger RNA from Phalacrocorax carbo (great cormorant), 481 nucleotides. The record is from RefSeq and is a predicted model, not a curated record. NCBI's taxonomy places the organism in Eukaryota, Metazoa, Chordata, Aves, Suliformes, Phalacrocoracidae.
CCCACCCAACAGGCCGAGGCCGCGAGGGUGGGAGCCCGCGCACCCCGCUCGCCUCCUUAUUGGCCGCCGCGGCGAGACUGUGGAGGUGGUGCAAGAUGGCGGCGCUGGGCUCUCCGUUGCGGACUUUACGCGGGCUUCUGCGCGAGCUCCGCCACGCCAACGAGCGGUCCGGCCGCUCCUAUCGCGAAAUGCCCGCCUACCGGCAUAUCGUGGCGGCCUUCCGCGCCCACCGGGUCACCAGCGAGAAGCUGUGCCGGGCCCAGCAGGAGCUGCACUUCCAGGCUGCCACCUACCUCUGCCUGCUCCGCAGCGUCCGGGAGCACGCGGCCCUUCACCGGGAGUACCACGGCAAAGGGGAGCGCUCGCCUGAGGAGGUCGCCGGCCUGGUGGGCUUCAGGUUGCCCCAGCAGCCGGGAGGGAAGGCUUAGGAUGAUUGUGUCACGUUCCCUAUUUAUUCCUGAAUAAAUAUCCUACACUACGA